CCUACUCUUAAGUCUUGAUGGGCAAGUUGUGCAUAAACAAUUUGGUAGACAACUAGAUAACGCACAGAUAUCAAUUCUUUAAUGACUACCGAACGCCAUUACAGGUUGCAGCAGUUACAGAAAAUCAAUAAUGCUGGAAUUUUAAAUUAUGAAGUACUUCUACUUAUACUCCCUCUAAUUUCAACUGCAAAUGAGUUGCAUCUUGUGCUUCACGGAUCUGCUUCAACUCUCUGAAAUCUGGAUAAUAGAACUGGUCAAAUAGAUGGAGGGAGAGUACAGCAUUGCAAAUGAUGUGACUGAGCUGGUGGGAAAAACACCUAUGGUUUAUCUUAAUCAUGUGGUGGAGGGCUGCGUAGCGCGCGUUGCAGCCAAGCUUGAAAUGAUGGAACCAUAUACUAGUGUCAAAGACAGGAUAGCAGUUAGUAUGAUCAAAGAUGCUGAAGAAAAGGGUCUGAUUACCCCCAAAAAGACAAUUCUCAUAGAAGUGACAAUUGGUAAUACUGGUAUUGGAUUGGCGUUUAUUGCUGCUGCUAAGGGCUAUAAGCUUAUCAUUUUUAUGCCUUCGUCUGUGAGUCUUGAGCGACGAAUGAUUCUUCUAGCCUUGGGAGUGGAAUUGCACCUCAUGGGCCCGACAGUCAGCUAUCCUGACGCCUACAAAAAAGCUAAAGAGUUACUGGAAAAAACACCAGGCGGUUAUUGGAUCAAUCAAUUUGAAAAUCCUGCGAAUCCAAAGAUUCAUUAUGAGGCAACAGGGCCGGAGAUUUGGCGAGCCACGGAAGGCCAAGUGGAUGCCUUUGUCUCUGGCAUUGGGACUGCUGGUACCAUUACUGGGACAGGGAAAUUUCUUAAAGAGAAGAAUUCUAAUAUUAAGGUGUAUGGAGUAGAGCCAGCUGAAAGUGCCAUCUUAAAUGGAGAAAAACCUGGAAAGCACAAAAUCCAAGGAAUUAGUGCUGGUAUUGUCCCUCCAUUAUUGGACUUUGAUAUAGUUGAGGAAGUUAUCAAGAUAUCAGGUGAAGAAGCCAUGGCAACUGCGAAGCUUCUUGCAUUGAAAGAAGGUUUGCUAGUUGGGAUAUCAUCUGGAGCUGCUGUCGCUGCUGCUGUUAAAUUAGCAAAAAAGCCUGAAUUUUCUGGAAAAUUGAUUGUUGUUGUUCUCCCUAGUUUUGGAGAGCGUUAUUUAUCAACUGAAUUAUUUGAAUUGGAAAGACGCGAGGUGGAAGCUUUGACUUAUGAAACAAUUGUAGAUAAUGACACCAUUUCUAUUAUGUAAUAUGCUUUUUGUAUGUCUUUGUAAACAUUUGUAGAUCACAUCUUGAUGUUAAUUUCUUUCUAAAAUAACACUUGUGAAAGUUACGAAAUUAAUAUUUAAUUAAUUUCUAUUGUUUGAAAUGUAUAAAUCCGUGUAUUAUUUGUUUUUAAUUUUAUUAAACUAUUCAAU
Amaranthus tricolor (Joseph's coat) is the source of this 1435-nucleotide messenger RNA. Its product is annotated as cysteine synthase-like. Gene Ontology annotation, molecular function: cysteine synthase activity. The transcript is spliced from 11 exons. Bases 263 to 1267 code for a protein of 334 amino acids. The record is from RefSeq and is a predicted model, not a curated record. Gene Ontology annotation, cellular component: cytoplasm. Lineage: Eukaryota; Viridiplantae; Streptophyta; Magnoliopsida; Caryophyllales; Amaranthaceae.